UCUUCUGGCAGCCUGCCAUUGCGCCUAUCAGCUGUUCAAAAUCCCAUAAUGUGUGAGUGCUGCCAAGUUUUGAAACGUCCUCAUGGGCGCGCUUCACUUAAGUUUCACAUCUUAUUAUCUAUGGUAUUUAGUUUGUGUUGAUAUUCGAAAUGGACAAGUGCACCGAAGAUAAGCAAUUCAUAUUGAAAUUCAUUGAAAAUUAUCAAUGUUUACCAGCAUUGUGGAAUGCAAAAGUAGAAGCAUAUUGUGAUCGCGAGGAAAAGGCGAAACAGUAUGAAAUUUUAUUGGAAAUAUACAAAGAGCGGUACCCGAGUGCAACAGUAGAAGAUGUAAAAAAAAAAAUUAAUGUUUUGCGGACAAAUUUGCAGCGUGAAAAACAACGUCUUGCUGAAAUAAGCAGAAGUGGCGCAGGUUCCGAGGAAUCACUGGAGACAAAUCUUUUUUACUAUGAUGAAAUGGAGUUCUUAAGCGACAUGGAAACCCCAUGCUCAUCAAAGAGUAGCACUGGUAGUAAGAAUCUGUUAACGGCCACGAGAAGAAAAGAAGCAAAGAGGAAGCCAGAUGCUGCUGAAGCCUUGGUGGAAAUCGCCACAAAGCGGUUUUCAUCAAAAGAUAGAAAUAAAACAACAGUUAUUACGGAUUCAUGGGCAGUAAAAUUAGAGCGGAUGGCUCCUAAUCAAAGAAUUCUCUGUGAAAAAUUCGUAGAGGACAUACUGUUUGAGGGCCAGAUGGGAACAUUACACAGAAAUUCCCUACAAAUAAAUGCAGGAUACCAUCCAAUACCCUCAGCAACCAGCCACACGGGCGCACCAACACCAACAUCCAGAAGCAAUAAUUCCACACCACUGGAAUUCCACAGCCAUAGCAGCAAUAGUUCAAACAAUGACAGUGAAUCGUAAGAAUCGAUUUCACAAUUCUUCUCCACAUUUACCGAUUCUUAAAUAUUAUAGUAGUCAUAUCCUCAU
Molecule: messenger RNA, 965 nt
Organism: Anastrepha obliqua
Lineage: Eukaryota; Metazoa; Arthropoda; Insecta; Diptera; Tephritidae
Exons: 2
Coding region: 150-899 (249 amino acids)
Source: RefSeq, a predicted model, not a curated record